UCAACAGCGACUGGCACACACAAUCAGUAGUCGUGCCGCAGCGCUCUAGAUGGGAUCUACCAAAAGUUGCCACUCCGUUUUGUGCACCGUCUUAAUAACCUCGUCGUCCCGCUAAACAGCAGAGGAAAAGAAAAUCAGAAAAAUAAUUAGAAAAGAGGUGAAUUCGCCAGUUGAGUCCAAUUCACUCAGCCUGUCAUCAGGACAACCAAAAGGAGGAGGAUAUCCCGCGAUGUGCUCAGUUCAAACCACGGAUACCUUAAACAGUUGCUAGUUGUUGCGUGAAAAAUCAAAAACUCUUUUCUUUUUCUUUUUUUCUCUUUUUUUUGCCUUUUUUCUUGGUGUGUUGGAUAUAGCCUAAUAACGCUCUGGUUUAUUACUAACUGUCCUUCCAUCCCCUUUCUGUUUCCCACAGCCACCAAACAUUCGAACCCAUUUCCACCUCUUAGGAGAAGCCCCCCCCCCCCCCCCCGCUAGAAAAAAAAGAAAAGAAAAGAAAUGACUUUGAAUGGGCAGUGUUUCGUGUGCGAUGUCGCGUUGUGUUGGAUGUGAUCGGUUGAGAAUUUGAAUGGUCGGUCGGUGUUGACCAAUGCACCGGCAGCGCGUCUUGGCCGAGUGUCGCCCUCAUCAGCGUGUGACGUUGUCGCUGGCCUACUCCUACUGCGGCCUUCCACAAACUCGGCAGCGGCGGGCCCACCAGCAGUUGGAUCCAAGUCGUGGGGCUUGCGUGUAGCCAUGCACAGCAGUGUUGGCCCAUUCGCUCAUUUGCCGUCGCCCUUCUGCACGUCCCGGUUCUUCCGGCGCCUAUCCCUGGAGCAGAGCCGAGCCAAUCCGAGUCUGCACUCGUGCCGCUCUCCUUGUCCCAUUGCCGUGCCGUGCCUCUUGACUCCCGCCGAGUUGCCAGUCUGCGAGGGCCGAACCAGGUCCCUCCAGCCGCCGUCCAGCUCAUCGCAACAGCCGCUCGUCUCCGCCAGCGGUCAGCCUUCUCUGCUGCUGCUCCGCGUCAGCAUCGGCAGGCAUUCGCACUCGUCCACUUGUUAUCCGCCCUCGUACGCAGUUGCGCCGCCCUUUGUCGUUCCUCUUCAGCUACCGUCUCAGCGGUAGCUCCUCUUGCUCGCCGCUUCGUGCCCGUCUCCUCUAUAGAGUGGCCAAUAAUCCCCCCCCCCUUCCCCAUCAAACAAGAAAAGAAAAGAAAAGAAAAACAACAACUACUAAAAUAACCCGGGCCUUUUGUUUAUACGGUGGCUCGCAUUGCAACUCUCUCUCUCUCUCUCUCUGUGUGUGUGUGUGUCUUUCUCUGUGUCUGAGUGUGUGUCGUUUAGCUUCUCUCGCCCAUCAUCGAAACUGGGAACAUUGUGCGACAGCGGAGACUCUUUGGAAUUGCGUCAAAGUGACUUGCAUCCGUCCGUCCGUCCGUCCGUCCGUCCGUCCGUCCGUGUCUCUCUCUCCGGCAAACGUCCAUGUGAAACCCCCAACGACUUGGGGGAAAUCUGAGAAGAAGAGCGCGGCGCAGACCAUUAGAGUCGGUAGACUUGGCCCCGCGUCAUCGGGUCUUCCCGAAGAAAAGAAAAAGACGAAGCAGCCAUAAAAUUCGGAAUCUAAAGGAAAUCCUUUCUUUUUUGAAAGUAAAAGAAUCGAGCCGAGAGAAACUAAUCAAAAAAGAUUGUCGAAAUACCCUGAAGUGCUAUUUCGAGCUUGUUUUUUUUUGGGGGGGUUUGUUUGUUUGAUCCAAGAAAAAACUGCUUCGAUCGGUUGGUAAUGAGCGAAUUGAAACGAUCGCCGUCGCCGGCUAAAUAGGAAAGAUUGAUCGCGAUCGAUUGAAUAUCCCAUCGGCGCGUCCUUUUCUACAUGUGACUUGCGACGCCCAGUUGGAGAGACAGAGAGACAGAGCUUGUGCGGAGCGGCCUAGUCCCUUGAGUGCCCAGACACUUGAUUAGUUGGUGGGUGCUAAAUCAUCGCUCAAUCCGUCAUCUCGCACGGCCGGCCAGCAGCCUCGUUCCAGCGUGGGUGCUCGUCCCCGGCCAUAACUGCCGUCGAAAAAUCGACUGUUGGGGUCGCCGAGGGCGGGGCCGUCAUGAUUCGUGGCCCUAGCCGUGGCCUCGGGACCUUCCGCUGUCGCUGCUGCCGCUGGAUCCUCCCGCUCCUCCUCGUGACCCUUCCGCUUUUGUUCGGCUCCCUCGUCGUCGUCGUCACCGCCGCCUCCGCCACCGCCGCCGCCGAUCAGUCAACGCCAGCAGGCAAUUACAUUUCCUCUUCCAGCAGGGCUGAUCCGCCAGCGACCGUGUCCAUCUUCCACCACCAACUGCCCGCCAAUAUGGUGGCCGGCAGCUCUGCCAGCAGUGGCGCGUCCCAGCAGCAGCAGCAGCAGCAUCCCAGUCGCUCCCAGCAGCAGCAGCAGCAGCAACAAGUCGCCCCCUCGCUGGUGGCCCACGGUUACGGCGGCUACAAACCGGCAGCGCCGUCCAAGGAGAGCAGCAGCAGUGGCAGCAGCAGCGCGACGGAGGAAGGAUCGAUCCUGCGACUCUUGAGCAAAAACAAUCUCUACAUCCAAAGUUUCCCCAACGGCACCGUCAGCGCCACAGGACAGGACUCGAGUUUCUAUUCUGUUUUGAAACAAAGUGCAGUCGGCUUUGGAAGGAUCUACAUCCGAGGAAUCGCAUCUCGGCUCUACCUGUGCAUCAACGAAUGCGGAAGACUCUACGGCUCUGAGCAUUUGGAGCCGGAUUGCAUCCUCCAGGACCAUAUUGAGGGCAACUGGUACAACUCGUACACGUCGAUCAAGCACUCGACGGCCGAGAAGUCGUUGUACAUGGCCUUCAACAGCAACACGGGCUCUCCGUGCCGGUUACGGCUGAAGAGCGAGACGGCCAGUGACGGGCGCUCGAUCGUGGCCCUGGGAAGCAACGAGAAGUACGCUCUGUUUUUCCCAGUGCGCAACAUCUCAUUGCCCGAUGGGAUGAACCUAACUAGUCUGAUACAGUUGAACAAAAGGAUUCCCUUUGCGAAGAACAGCGUUAAGCCAACAGGUUGUGCUCCUCGUUGCUCCAAGUCGUCUGACCAGUCCAUAAAAGAGACCAGCUCCAAUCGAGCCAGUAGCAAAGAGAAAUCCAAGAGGAAAAAUAAGUGUUCCUGUCUUUCCAGUGAGACUCCUGCCCAAGGCGGAGGCAACGUGGAGCGAUGUCGCAGACCGCGCCAAUGCCGGCCAAACCCCGGCCAGCACGCCCGAAAGAGCCACAGAGAAAGCAGUGGCAGCAGCAGCAGCAGUGGCAGCAGCAGUGGCAGCAGCAGCAGCAGCAGCAAUAUGGCGACGGAAUCCGGCUGGAACCAGCUGAAGCGACCCGAUCGGCAUCGAGAGAAAAAAAGUCGAAACAACAAAAAAAAAGUGACCACCGAGAACAGCAGCGCCUCGUCCGACCUCCCGUCCGCCGAGAGCCGACCCAGUCCCGUCAACCGUCUCGAAAUCGAUCCUCCGCCCGUCAAGUGGAUGGUAGAGAGCGGCAGCUCGCAAACGGCCUCUGCUGCCGGUAAAAAUCCAAAGAAAUCGACACCGACGACGACGACGACGACGACGACGACGACGACGACGACGCAUCAAGACGCAAGUGCGGAGCCGCAGAGACACAAAGUGAAAAAUCACCGGGGGAAAAAGAGCAGCCUAGAAGAUAGAUCGGCGACCGACGCCGUUAUCUCGAAUCCGUCGAAAAGUAGAGGCUCCGACGGCGGUCGCCAAGAUCGAACUUUGCGAUUGCCGCACAGGAAGAGCGACAGCCGGCUAAUACGGCACAGGUACAGGAAGAUUCGGGCGCACCCGGAACUCGCCGAACAGCUCGACGCCAUGUCUUAAAGUGAGUGAACUCCACACUUUUGGCAGCCUCUGACGCAAGAAAUGUCAGUUGACGUCGCCAAUUUUUGGAAGAUGCGUCGAGCCGGCUGUCGCCGUCAACGAGUCGAGCCCGGCUGGGCGCCUGGGCUGCCAGGGCGUGCUAUAGUCGAGCAUGGAAACUCUACAGCGGCACCGAUUUGCUACACAUUUUCUGGAUUGAGACUUGGCGAUCCGUGUAUAUACGUAACUGAUAGAAAACAAACAUUUCUUGUAAAUAGUGUACAAACAAUUUGAGAGGCACGCCUACAGUUGUGGUGUGUCCAGCACGCGUUCACUCGUUAUAUACCGCCAGUUUCGUCUCUGUUUUGUCAACACCAAAAGGAAAACCAUUCGUGACGUCCUACCCACCGUUCGUCUUGUAGGCAGCGCCAAGCAACAACUCAACUCGAUCACACUCAAAUCAAUUGAAUGUUGCCCCCCCCCCCCAUUGUAAAUUUGAGACCUUGUCAGGACAUGCCUCGUGACGUUGGAUCGUGUGGGAUAAUAUCAUCAUCCUCUUGCAAUCAACUCCAUCGGGAAAGACCGUGUUAGAUGACGACAAAAGUUGAACUGAAAAAGAUGACGAAACGUUUUGUUAGAGAUAUAUCAUCAUCCUCACUUGUGAAACUCACUAUUUAUUUCAUCGAAAAGCAAAUAAGACAACAAAAAUGUGUACACUAUUGCACACAUGCAGCUUGCUGCUUGCUGGCGAUUUUUCGCAUCCGCCAGUUCAUCGCCAAAUCUUUUUUUUUUUUCAAGUCACGUAACGAUCGUUGAUUUUGGGUUGAAAUUCGACCUGGCCGGGAGGGAGGCUGAGAAGAAGUGGGAAGUACAUACCUACACUACACCAGAUUUUCGCAGUUCUAAAUGGAUUGGCGCUUUGAAAAUCUACCACCUUUUUGUGUAAAAAUCGAGCAGUGGGCAGAAUGAAAAAACCCGUUCCUUGGCCCAGUUGAAAUUGACCAUAGGGGCUUAUUUUUUGGAACGUCACAUUGUUGCAUAUACGAAAGACGCAAGAAGAGGAGGGAGCAGAUAAAUUAAUAAUAAACAGAUAAGGGAAAAGAUUGCAGAUUAUAUACGCUAUGCCCUAAACCAAAUACGUGUACAUUAGAUUUUAUUGUCGCAUAACUCCAAUCGUGGCCAUCUUGUCUCCAGUCAGUGAAAAAGAAAAAAACAAAACACAGCAUCGACAUUUCCAUCUAUGAACAUUGUGUGCAUAUCUAAACAAAAAAAAAAACGUUGAUAUACUUUUGACCAUGUUAUUUGAAUUGCCGUGUAGCCCUAUUUCUCUCCUUUGUGUUCGUCCCGACAGAUAUCAAAAUGAAAUAUAUUGGGGAAACGGGACGGCGAAGACUCUGCUGGCCCCUCAACUCCCUCGAGUGUUUGAUACGGUUGAUCAUCUUUUGUAACCCUGUAUUAUUAACUUAGAUAUAUACAGUGCAUUGUGCAUAGAUGAAACGCGAUUUUCAAAAUGUGUUGUCGCGCACUAUCAAUCUUUUGUUGGUCGUGCUUUCAUGUCGCCUGCCACAAACAAGUCUAACUUACACAUCCAGUCUUUUUUUUUAGAUUAUCUUUCUCAUGCUUUCUGUGCCAUAAUUGUAAUUUCUUCUAUUAAAAAAAAUCAAGGUUCGAAUAUAAUGCCAUGCUGUCCAUCAAGAGACAAUUUAA
Daphnia pulicaria is the source of this 5527-nucleotide messenger RNA. RefSeq lists its product as uncharacterized. Gene Ontology annotation, molecular function: growth factor activity; fibroblast growth factor receptor binding. The transcript has 3 exons. Lineage: Eukaryota; Metazoa; Arthropoda; Branchiopoda; Diplostraca; Daphniidae. Gene Ontology annotation, cellular component: cytoplasm. Gene Ontology annotation, biological process: positive regulation of gene expression; cell differentiation; positive regulation of cell population proliferation. The record is from RefSeq and is a predicted model, not a curated record. The coding region runs from base 2072 to 3841 and encodes 589 amino acids.